GGGGUCAGUUUUUGGGGUCAAUUUGGGGUCAAUUUUUAGGUAAUUUUGGGGUAAUUUUGGGGCCAUUUUGGGUGAAUUUGGGGUUCAUUUUGGGGUCACUUCUGUGGCAUCCCCCUCAUUCCUGUCCCCCCACAGGUGACGCGAGGGGGCCCCCCCUGGCCCCGCCCUCCAUGGCCCGGCCCCGCCCCCCCAGACCCCCCCCCGGGCCCCUCUGACCCCCCCCAAAGUCGGGAGACCCCAAAGGCCAUGUCCGGGGACUACGAGGAGGACGUUUGCCGCAGCGCGCUGCGCCUGGUGCACGAGCUCUGCUUCGCCCCCCGCGCCCGCCCGCCCCACGCGCGCUGCCUCGAGUUCACCGACCUGCUGCGGCACCGCGGGCACCCGCGGCCCGCGGAUACAGAGGUGUCGGUGUCGCUGCUCUCUGUCAUCGUCACCUUCUGCGGCCUGGUCCUGCUCGGCGUCUCCCUCUUCGUCUCCUGGAAGCUCUGCUGGGUCCCCUGGCGCCACAAGGGGGGUCCCGGGGGGGGCCCCCCGAGGAAAGACCCCCCCCAAGGCGGCCUGGGGGGGCCGGGGGGGGCUCCGGGCCCUUUUGGGGACCCCCUCCCCGACCGGGGGGACCCCCCCGAGCCCCCCCCCGAGCGCUGCUACCUGGACAUGGGGCCCUGCCCCGAAAUUGGGGGGGGGUCCCGGGGCUUGGCCCCGCCCCUGGCCACGCCCCUCCCCCUGCCCGGCUCGGGACCCCCCCAGGGCCCCCCCGAGUUUGGGGGGGACGGUGGGGGAGGGGCGGGGGGGCUGCCCAGCGUCCCCUCGCAGCAGCUCGGGGGGGGGAUGGGCGGCAGCUCGUCGCUGCCCCCGGUGCCCGAGGAGCCCCCUGCCCACCUGGGCCAGAUCCAGCCCGAGCUCUACGGCCCCGCCGGUGACGCCGAGCCGGGCGGUGCCCGCGGUGGUGGCCCCGGUGGCGGCCCCGGCGGUGGCCCCGGCGGUGUCCCCGCGUCCCCUCCGUGCGGGCGCCUGCAGGUGUCCCUGCGCUACUCGUACGGCUCCCAGCAGCUGCUGGUGCGCGUCCUGCGCGCCCGCGACCUGCCGGCCAAGGACUCCAACGGCUUCUCGGACCCCUACGUGAAGAUCUACCUGCUGCCCGACCGCAAGAAGAAGUUCCAGACCAAGGUGCUGAGGAGGACGCUGAACCCCGAGUGGGACGAGACCUUCAGCUUCGGGGUGCCCUUCGCCGAGCUGCCGGCGCGGCGGCUGCACUUCAGCGUCUACGACUUCGACCGCUUCUCGCGGCACGACCUCAUCGGGCAGGUGGUGAUGGACAACCUGCUGGAGGCGGCCGAGGCGCGGCCCGAGGUGGCCAUCUGGAAGGACAUCCAGGAGGGCACGGGGGAGAAGGCCGACCUGGGCGAGGUGAACUUCUCGCUCUGUUACCUGCCCACGGCCGGGCGCCUCACGGUCACCGUCAUCCGCGCCUCCAACCUGCGCGCCAUGGACCUCACCGGCUACUCAGACCCCUACGUGAAGGCCUCGCUGAUGGCCGAGGGCCGGCGGCUGAAGAAGCGCAAGACGUCCAUCAAGAAGAACACGCUGAACCCCAACUACAACGAGGCGCUGGUGUUCGACGUGCCCCACGAGAGCGUGCACCACGUCAGCCUCACCAUCGCCGUCGUCGACUACGACUGCAUCGGGCACAACGAGGUGAUCGGGCUGUGCCGCGUGGGCAGCGACGCCGACGGCCCCGGCCGCGAGCACUGGGCACAGAUGUUGGCGAACCCCCGAAAGCCCAUCGAGCACUGGCACACCCUGGUGGAGGAGAAGGCUCUGACCAAGGCGGCCCCGCGGGACAAAGCGGCCCCGGGAGAGGCCCUGGGCCCGCCCUGAGCGGGCGGAGCCGCCGGGGCCGCCGGGCCGAAGCCAUGGGGGCCCCCCCGGCCCCCCCCGGGCCCCCCCCGGGCCCCCCAAGACACGGGGGGGCCCCGCCCCCCCCCACUGUGAACCCCCAAAAUACCGGGGGGGGUGGGGGGGGGGAGGGGAACCCCCCCCCAAAAAAAUGGGGCUCCCCCCCCGCCCCUCCCCCA
This is a messenger RNA of Zonotrichia leucophrys gambelii, 2075 nucleotides long. It is a transcript of the gene SYT3, whose product is annotated as synaptotagmin 3. Lineage: Eukaryota; Metazoa; Chordata; Aves; Passeriformes; Passerellidae. Gene Ontology annotation, molecular function: calcium ion binding; calcium-dependent phospholipid binding; phosphatidylserine binding. The record is from RefSeq and is a predicted model, not a curated record. Gene Ontology annotation, biological process: cellular response to calcium ion; regulation of calcium ion-dependent exocytosis; calcium-ion regulated exocytosis. The coding region runs from base 247 to 1878 and encodes 543 amino acids. Gene Ontology annotation, cellular component: plasma membrane; exocytic vesicle. The transcript is spliced from 9 exons.